AUGCUUGCAAAAUGGGACAGAAAAGAAGGAUACCCAAUUGAGUGGGUUACAACAGAUACUCUUGAGUUGUUUGAGGGUGCAAUGGCAGAACGCCUUGUUCGCAAUGAAGUAAAAAGGAAAACGGUUAAAAAGGCUAAGAAAGAUGAAGAUGAUGUUGACAAUGUUGACGACCAUGCUGAUAAGGAUGAUGAUGAGUUUGAUGAUGAUGAUGGUUUUGAUUAUGAUGAUCAUUAUGAUUAUGCUGGGCUCCACCCUAAUGUGCAAAACGCCAUGCACAUCAAUGAUGAAAAUGAGAAUGAGAAUGAAGAUAAUGAGGAUGAAGAGGCUUCACUUCAAAGGAUGGUGAAUGUGGAUAGAGAAAGCCGGGAAAUGAUGUUUGAAGUUUCUGCAUCAGGGAACCAUGCUCUUGUCAGAGGAACUGAAUACCCAAAUAGCCUCCUGGUACACAUUAAAUUAGAGACCAUCUCAAAGUUUGUUGAUGAAAACGCCAAGGAAGUGCCAGCUGAAAGAGAACAAGGUAAAUAUGAAACUGAGGUUGAAAAUGAGGUGGUAUUAGGAGGUGAAAAUGAAGAAGAAGGGGAGAAGGAGAUGGCUGGAAUAGAAAACGCCAUUGAAAUGGAAACAGUUGAUGAAAACGCCAAUGAAGUUGAAAAUGAAGGAGAAGGAGAAGGAGGAGGUGAAAAUGAAGAAGAAGGGGAGAAGGAGAUGCUUGGAAUAGAAAACGCCAUUGAAGUGGAAACAGUUGAUGAAAACGCCAAUUAA
This is a messenger RNA of Helianthus annuus (common sunflower), 762 nucleotides long. RefSeq names its product tumor rejection antigen P815A-like. The transcript is spliced from 3 exons. The record is from RefSeq and is a predicted model, not a curated record. NCBI's taxonomy places the organism in Eukaryota, Viridiplantae, Streptophyta, Magnoliopsida, Asterales, Asteraceae. The coding region runs from base 1 to 762 and encodes 253 amino acids.